AUGGUUUCUCUCCAGAUAGUCAAUCAGUCGAAUGCCCUCGUUGCAUCUCUACCCAAGGGGUUAGUAGCCGUCUUCAUCGGUGCAACAUCAGGCAUCGGCCAAAGCACCCUCCACCACCUCGCCCAACACGCGCAAUCUCCACGCAUCUACACCGUCGCCCGUCCCCAGACCGCACCAUCCCAUGAGCACUUCCUCUCCUCGCUGCGCGAAACGAAUCCAGACGGCAUCUACACCCUCAUCCCCGCGGACCACACGCUCAUCUCCGACAUUGACGCUGCCCUCGACACCAUUAUCCAAAGGGAGACAAAAGUCGACAUCCUCUUCCUCUCCGCCGGCUUCAUCGCCUUCGAGGGCCGGCAAGAUACCCGCGAGGGCCUCGACCCGUCCAUGUCGACGCGCUACUACACCCGCCUCCGCGCCGUCCAGAAGCUCCUACCUCUCCUCACGAACGCCCCUCGUCCGCGCGUCGUUUCGGUGCUGGCGGCGGGCUUGGAGGGCGCCAUGGUCGACGAGGACGACCUCGACCUCCGCCGGCCGGGGAACUGGGGGUUCUGGCCCGCUUCCGUGCAGGCGACGACCAUGGGUACGCUCGCGCUCGAGGUGCUGGCGAGGGAGAACCCCGGGGUGAGCUUCGUGCACCUGUUCCCCGGCUUGGUCGCCACGCCGGGCUUGGAGAGAGUGAGGCGAUUCGGGAUGGCUGGUGGGGGUACGGAUGGGGAGAUGAGCGUGGAAGAGGCGGGUGCGAGGGGUUUAUUUUUGGCGACGAGUGAUCGGUAUGAUUGUCGGGGACGCGAGGGUCUCGUGAGGGUGCCUGAGGGGGUUGAGGAUGUAAAGAAAUCAGGGGGUGGGAUCUUUUUGGUUGAUCAGCAGGGGGAGAGCGUAGAGAAUGAAGAGGUUUUGGGGGAUAUGAGGAGGCGAGGCUUGGAUGAGAAGGUGUGGAAAUUCACCCAAGAGCUGUUUGAUGAUUGUCUUGGUCAGAGUGGAAAGCCCAACGAACGGUCGUAG
This is a messenger RNA of Colletotrichum orchidophilum, 1005 nucleotides long. RefSeq lists its product as uncharacterized. Lineage: Eukaryota; Fungi; Ascomycota; Sordariomycetes; Glomerellales; Glomerellaceae. The transcript has a single exon. Gene Ontology annotation, biological process: secondary metabolic process. The record is from RefSeq and is a predicted model, not a curated record. The coding region runs from base 1 to 1005 and encodes 334 amino acids.